ACAAGGAAUAUUAAUUUCAAAUAUUAUUUUAAAAUAUUUUAUAACUAACUAGCCAGCUCCUUUGUUUAUUUCAAAAGAGGACAGAUAUUUCUGGGAUUCGAUACACCCAUCUUUAUACUGGAGAGAAAAUACCAAACAGGGAGAUAUCCUCUGGAAAUUCGCCUUCAGGAGAAGAGGACUGACAAGCAGCAAUGAUACUCGGUCCCUGUCCGGACACCCUGCACGGCACAAGGAGGCCGGACUUCGAGCUGCUGCCUCUCUCCUUGAUGCCAGCCACGUUCCUCGUCCUCCUCCUCCUCAGCCCCACUGGCACCACCUCUGAGCCCGAGAUGUUGCCAUUCCCAGAGAUCCGUCUCACCAACGGGCCCAGCCGGUGCCAGGGGCGAGUGGAGAUCCUCUACAAUGGCUCCUGGGGGACAGUCUGUGACGAUGACUGGGACAUCGUGGAUGCCAACGUGGUGUGUCGCCAGCUGGGCUGUGGCCAUGCCAUCACCCUCCCAGCUGCCAUGACCUUUGGCCAGGGGAGUGGGCCCAUCUUCCUGGACAACGUGGACUGCAAGGGCUGGGAGGCAGCCCUGAGCGAGUGCUGGAGCCAUGGCUGGGGCAUCCACAACUGCUACCACUAUGAGGACGUGGCUGUUGUGUGCAAUGAGUUCUCACCCACGCAAGUGAGCGAAGGACCGACCACCAGGACCCUCACAGCCCCGGUACAGGAUGGGGAAAGUGACGGCAGCAUCCGCCUGGUGAGCGGCCCCGACACCUGCCAGGGCCGGGUGGAGAUCUUCUACCGCGGGAACUGGGGCACUGUCUGCGAUGAUGACUGGGGUCUGAGUGAUGCCAGCGUGGUCUGCAAGCAGCUGGGCUGUGGGCAAGCCCUGGAUUACAAGAGCAAUGCCUAUUUUGGCUAUGGAACAGGACGUAUCCUCCUGGACAACGUCAACUGCGAUGGCAGUGAGCCCUUCCUGUCUGCCUGCUACAGCCUGGGCUGGGGCAUCCAUAACUGCGGCCACCACGAGGAUGCUGGGGUCAUCUGCACAGGACUGGACACAUCCACCAUCACAUCAUUCACCACCUCGGUGGCCCUGGGCUCUGAGGAGACCCUCACAGCCACGGCCACAGCAGUGACAGACAGCAGGGAUCAGCCCUCCCAGGCCACUGAGGUGGUCACCACCAGGCUCCUGACCAUCGAGCAGGAAAGGGGUUGCACCCAGAUCCCCAGGGAUUACCCCAGAAACCGAGGGCUCACCCCACGCCCUUGGAGGGUCAGCAGGGGACACCGAACCCCCUGUGGAGCCCUGGUCCCCCCGGCGUCGUGGCACGCAGGUGGCGGCUUGCGGCUGGCGAACGGGAACGGGAGCUGCCGCGGGCGGGUGGAGGUGCGGCACCGCGGCACCUGGGGCACCGUCUGCGACGACGACUGGGACUUCCCCGACGCCCAGGUGGUUUGCCGGCAGCUGGGCUGCGGCAGCGCCCUCGCCGCCACCGUGCUCGGCUCCUUCGGCUACGGCAGCGGGCCCGUGCUGCUGGAUAACGUGGGCUGCGGCGGCGGCGAGGCCAGCCUGGCCGACUGCUUCCACCUGGGCUGGGGACAGCACAACUGCGGCCACCACGAGGAUGCCGGGGUCAUUUGCCGAGGUGAGAGGUCCCUGCGCCUGGUGAACGGCAGCCACCGGUGCGAGGGGCGUGUGGAGAUGUUCUACCUGUCCCAGUGGGGCACGGUGUGUGACGAUGCCUGGGACCUGCGGGACGCCAAGGUGGUGUGCAGGCAGCUGGGCUGUGGCCACGCCCUGGCAGCUUGGGGCGAGGCUCACUAUGGCCAAGGCACCGGCUACAUCUUCCUCGACAACCUCAAGUGCAAGGGCCACGAGCCCUCGCUGCUGCGCUGCUCCCACAUCCGCUGGGACGUCCACAACUGCGACCACUCCGAGGAUGCUGGUGCUGUCUGUGACAUCCUAUGA
Sturnus vulgaris (Common starling) is the source of this 1958-nucleotide messenger RNA. NCBI's taxonomy places the organism in Eukaryota, Metazoa, Chordata, Aves, Passeriformes, Sturnidae. The record is from RefSeq and is a predicted model, not a curated record.